This is a messenger RNA of Saprolegnia parasitica CBS 223.65, 3333 nucleotides long. RefSeq lists its product as hypothetical. Bases 1 to 3333 code for a protein of 1110 amino acids. NCBI's taxonomy places the organism in Eukaryota, Oomycota, Saprolegniomycetes, Saprolegniales, Saprolegniaceae. The record is from RefSeq and is a predicted model, not a curated record. The transcript has 2 exons.
AUGGUCGAACUGGGUAUGCUUGUCUCGGGCAUCGUCGGGGUCCUCGGCGGCUUCUCGGCGGCGCUGGCCGGCUGGUCGCCGCUGUCGCUCGGCGCCCGCCCGCUCUUUGUGCUAUCGCAAGGCCUCUCGGUGUUUGCGAUCGUCUUCAUGGCCAUCUACUCGCCGCUCUACUAUGUCACGUCAACGUCGGAAGUGACCGCGCUCGCGAUCGCCGCCGGUGUCGGCGCCGGCAUGGGUCUGGUCGCCGCCUUUCUCACGGUGCUGAGCCCGUACUUCUUGACGGCCGCGACCGGCCUCAUUCUCGCGCCGUACCUCCUCGUGCUCGACGAGUCGGUCGGCCACCUCUUUGAAGGCCAGUCUUCGUUUGCCAAGCAAGAGUUUGUCGUCGGCUUUGGCCUUCUCUGGUUUGUGCUCUUCUUGUCGCACUCGAAGACCUCGGACACGGAGUGCCACCGCUUCAAGUAUGUGCUCUUUAGCGCGAUCACCGGCGGCUGGCUCUUCAGCGACGGUAUCUUCCGCCUCGUCUUCUCCAACCAGGCGCCGCUCUCGAAGCUCAUGUUCGGUAUCAUGGGCAUUCCGUACGAAGGUGUGGUCUACAGCCUCAGCGAAGGCAUCACGGACAGCAACAAGCUGUACGUGAUGGUCAUCUGGGCCGGCAUGGCGAUCCUCGGCUCUCUCAACCAGCUCAGCAUGCGCUGGGGCCUCCUCUGCUACAACAAGGUGGGUGCCCACGUCGGCAUGACGUCGAUUCAUGAAGACACGAUGGAGCUGCCCUCGGGUGCUGCGGCCUCGGCGCCGUUCAUGCACGAGCGCACGCGCCUUGUGUGCGAGAACUGCUUUGCGACUGUCCCGGCCGGCACGGCCUUCUGUACCGAGUGCGGUGAAGCCAUGCCGUCGGACGACCAUGUGCCCAACGUCUCGAUCUCGCAGGCCCAGAUGCCGUCGCUCGCGAUGGCCGCCGACGGCACGACGCCCGAGCGCUGGCAGCAGAUCCCGAACCGCGCUUACCUCUCGACGACGUCGUUUGUGGACCCGAAGAAGAUGACGGAGAACAACACGGAGUCGCGCUCGAUCCGCUUUAUGGACGCGGGCGACAAGCCGUACGGCGCAUCGAUGAGCGGUCGCCCGAACCACUACGAGCCGUCGUUCCGAUCGUUUGCCAUGUCGACGUACUCGAUUGCUAACCGCGCGGCCGAGCCCGUCGAGACGCCCAACAUUCGCAAGUACAAGAUGUCGGGCGGCGCUGCAUUCCACCUCAUCUACUUCCUCUCGGCCAUUGCUGGUAUCGUGUGGCUCGCCUUCCUCAUCACGUUUUACCCGCGUGAGACGCCGUGCAGCGUGUCGCAGCCGCAGCUCUCGUGCUCGCUCAUUGAGCAGAGUGUCAAGACGGCCUUCAACUGCACGCCGAGUACGAACCCGCAAAACAUCAACAUCCAGACGCAGGAGCCCAACUGCAUCAAGGCGACGCCGGGCGGUGUGUGGUUUUGCUACGUCAUCUUUGUCGGCUCGGAGUACCUCAACUUUUUCCUCGGCCUCUUGUACAACUUCUCCAUGUGGCGUCCGAUCCGCCGCGGUGCGCGCUACCUCAACGACUUCAAGCCCGCGCUCCCGAAGGAACAGUGGCCGACCGUCGACGUGUUUUUGUGUCAUUAUUCCGAGCCCGUCGUCGACUCGAUGAAGACGCUCAAGAACAUUCUCGCGAUGCAGUACCCGCCCGAGCUCCUCCACGUCUGGAUCUGCGAUGAUGGUUACACGCGCUCGGUCUGGGACGCCAACAACCACUUCAAGGUGACGGUCAACACGAAGAACAUUGAGCAGUGCGGUGACAUUCGCGGCGACGUGGCCCGCAUGAUGCACGAGCGCGUCGUUGGCCCCGUCCAGGACGACGCGUCGCUCAAGGCGUGGCGCCGCCAGCACUCGUCGGUGCGCGAGCUCAAGAAGGAUGGCAUCAAGGGCGUCCAGCGCCGCGACUGCGCCGUCGGCUCGUUGAGCGACGACUAUGACUACCGUGAUCGCGGUCUCCCGCGUGUGACGUUUGUCGGUCGCAUGAAGCCCGAGGAGCACCACGCCAAGGCCGGUAACAUCAACAACGUGCUCUUCAAUGAAGGCGCCGACGGCAAGUACAUCCUCAUCCUCGAUAACGACAUGAAGCCGCACCCCAAGUUCCUCCUCGCGGUCCUCCCGUUCUUUUUCUCGGAAGGCGAGGCGGUGGACGGCACGGGCCGCCAGUACUCGGACGACAUCUCGUGGAACCAAGUCGCGUACGUGCAGACGCCGCAGUACUUCGAGGACUCGCCGCAGAUCACUGAGAUGGGCGACCCGUGCGGCCACAAGAACACGAUUUUCUUCGACGCGGUGCAGUGCGGUCGCGACGGUUUUGACUCGGCCGCUUUCGCCGGUACCAACGCCGUCUUCCGUCGCCAAGCGUUCGACUCGAUCGGCGGUAUCCAGUACGGUACCCAGACGGAAGAUGCCUUCACGGGCAACAUCCUUCACGGUGCUGGCUGGGACUCGGUCUACUUCCGCAAGGAUUUUGAAGGCGAGCCCAAGGACCGCAUCCGCCUCUGCGAAGGUGCGAUUCCCGAGACCGUCGCCACGUCGCUGGGUCAACGUAAGCGUUGGGCUAUGGGCGCUGUCCAGAUUCUGCUCAUGAAGGGUGACUCCGAGGUCGACCCGGACUGGCGUCCUCCUCGCGUGCCGGCGCCGGACCCGAAGCCGUCGCUUGUGUUCCCGCGCAAGCUCUUCUUCUACGAUUCGGUGUUCUACCCGUUCGGCUCGAUCCCCGCGCUCUGCUACGUCUUUAUCGCUAUCUACUACCUCAACACGGGCUCGGCGCCCAUCUACACGCCCGGCCAGAACCUUAUGUACACGUUCUUGCCCGUCAUGCUUAUCCGCUGGAUGCUCAACUUGCUUGCGAACCGCACGGUCGACUCGAACGACGUGUGGCGUGCGCAGCAGACGUGGUUCUCGUACUCGUUCAUUACGGCUCUGGCCAUUGGCGAGGCCGUCCGCUGGCGCCUCACGGGUGUCAUCUCGGCCUGGACCAACACGGUCGUCGGCCUCAUGCGCUUCUUCAACUACGAGAACGCGACGAGUCCGUGGAACUACGUCUCGGCCAUGUUCUUCGGCUUCUGGAUCAUGUCCAACUUGUACCCGAUGGCCAAGAUGAGUAUCUCGGAGUACGCGGGCUGGGACCACACGACGGCGACGUUCACGGCCAGCGUCUUUGGCUCGCUCCUGCUCGUCGGCAUCGUCGUCUUCGUCCAAGUGUGGCAGACGACCUACUCGCUCAACAUGCUCACGGCCCAAGGCCUCUCGCAGACGACGACGUAG